GUAACUUCAGUCGCCGAUAGAGGCCGACACAUCAGGCACACGGAGUCUCGCCGGUGGUACAGCGGGUCGCGACCCUCCACUAAAAUAUCAUUGGCAUAAGCUACUCCAUUACUAUAAAUUAAACGUGACUUCUUAAUCGCCAGUUUCAAGGACCUAUCGAAAUAGGCGGUCACCUCGUCGACGAAGAAAUGAUGACAUAGAAAUUUUACAAUUAAAUCAUUGUUUUGUCAUUAAUAACAAAUUAUUUAGUCAACAAUGGAGACUAACAACGUUAACCGGGCUCAAACGGAGAAUCGACCUCCAGUUACCGGCGUAGCAGGGCCUGAAGUGCCAGGGCCCGCACAGUUUCCACCACGUCCUCCACUGAACCGAGCCGAUUCACGGUCAGCCUUUCCACCAGCUUCAUUGAGACCUGCCGCUCCACCUCAGCCUCAACAAAGACCUCAAUUUCAACCUGGUGGACCAGUUGCAGGUGCAACCCAGUUUGCUCCCAGGCCUGGUCCUCUGCCUACACGUGGUACAGCGCCUCUUGGUCCUCAGCAAAUUCGACCUCAACAACCGCUGCGUCCUUCUGGUCCUCAAUCAUUUGCGCCUCAGCUGGGUUCCAGGCCACUUCAGUCACCUUCACCAGUUCAGCCAUCGCCAAGAGGCCUGCCACCUACUAAUCUACAGUUUGGCCCUAGACCUACACUACAGAUUGCCGGUGCAAUCACGCCCGACGGUGCCAGGCCCCCACCACAAUUGCCACAACAAUCUAAUAACGGUAUACCUAAAAACGGAACAUUUCAGAACCCAACUACUGGGCCACUUUCACGGCAGUCGUCUCAAGGAUCUUUAAAAGGCCUAGAUAUUUCAAACUCAAUUCAAAAUAAAACAGCAAAUCUGGAUAACCAAGGUAUAAUCACAAACCCAAAUGACAGUAACCCAGAAAAUGGCACAGAUGUGCUGGGUCCAAAAGGAAGAAGUUACAGUAUUGCAGCAGCUCCCGGAGCGCCCAGCCCACUCAAGGUUGAAGAUGAUCGGAGAAAAUCUGUCAGUUCUAUUGGAGGCACAUCACUGGACUAUGCCAGUCGAAGUCCCGGUCUUGGGCUAAUACAAGAAGGAAAAUUAGACAGUCAAGAAAAUGUACGUAGUUCAUUAGGUAACAUAAAACCUGGAUUAACUAAUGAUCCCAAAGAUAUGAUCGAGCGACCGGAGUCACGAAUUUCCGGAUCAAAAAUGACCGAGUCAUUUAUAGGUACACUACCGACUGCAAUACCGAAAAAGAAGUUAGAUGAUGAUGAUGAUGUAGUUUUGCAAAACAAUAUAACAUCAGCUAAAAAUGUUUCGGAAAAUAUUCCAAAUCAGACCAAAACUGAUUCAUUUGAUCGUUCUCCAUCUUUGACACGCAGUGAUGAUUCACCAGAACUGAAGCAAAAGACGAGCCCAAGUCCAGUAAUAUGCAAUAAAUCACAAAGUGUUACUCCGGAACCACAGCGACCUAAGACACCAAAAGUAGAGACAAAACCAGAAGCGCGAUUUGAACAAAGCAGAGAAGCAAAACCAGUAGUAACACCGGCACCAAAAACUAAAUCUCCCAUUCUGGAUGCAAAGCCUCCUUUGGCUGUACACAAGCCCACAGAACUAAAUAUGACCUCAGCUGCACCAGACUCCAAAAAAUCUAUCACACUCAAAAGAAUAGCUUCUGCUCCCAAAUCACGUCCUAAAGAUGGUGACAACGACAGUGGUGUGGAUGAAUCUACCCAAGGAAAUGAUCUCAACGGAUCUCCUGGGUCUCCGAACAAGAAAACUGCGAGCAAGUUACCCACUAAAGAAAAAUCAAGCAGCAGUCUUAAGCCAAGCCUUUCGCGGUCAUCUAGCAAAAGUGCGACAGUCAAAACACCAGAAAACCCACAACCUACUGAAAAAAAGAAAGUCCCUAUGAACAAGAUCCAAGUGGGAAAUGCUCCAUCGCCAAAUAUUAAAACAGUUAAAUCAAAGAUUGGAUCUCUGGACAACGCGACGUACAAGCCGGGCGGGGGUAAAGUCAAGAUAGAAAACAGAAAGCUCGAAUUCAAAGCGACUCCUAGGAUUGCUGCUAAGAAUGAAACUUAUACUCCAAGCGGUGGAACUAAGAAGAUUACAACUACAAAAUUGGAGUGGAACGCGAAGUCGAAGAUUGGAUCCCUAGAAAAUGCUGCGUACAAGCCAGGCGGUGGAGAUAAGAAAAUUGAAACUGUGAAACUGGACUUCAAGGAUAAAGCCAAGCCUAAGGUUGCAUCUACAGUAAACAUAACUCACAAACCUGGAGGCGGUGCCGUUAAGCCUACAGUGAUAGCUAAGAAAGGGACGAGAGGAAUCGAAAAUCAAAAAUUGGAAUUCAAAGCACAAAGCAAAGUUGGAUCUAUGGACAACGUUAAACAUAAACCAGGAGGCGGUGACAUUAAGAUCUUCGACGACAAGGAGUACAUCAAACAGAUGAGCGGGCAGUCGCCCUUGCCCGGCAGCCACACCCACUCGCGGCAGGAGAGCCCCGUGCCGCCAGCUGCGCAGACACCGAAGUCCGAUGAAAAUUUGAAUCAGCAGCAGUGUUAAGCCCAUUGUUGGAGAGUUCCAAUUCUUCUAAAAUACUAACUUUUAUAACCAACAGUUCAACAUUUUUGUACAUUUUUAACUUUGUUAUACUUAUACUUUUUCACCUAGCCAUUUUGAGUGAUUAAUGAUUAUAUUAAGUAUCGACAGGCAAUUCGAAUUUUUGAAUUCAAAUUGAACUUUUAAUCGAUGUCAAUAAUUUGUAGCAUAUCUUUAUUUAGACAAUAUAUUUCAUGUUAUAGUAUACAUGUUAUUAGACUGGCUGUUAAUGUUAAGCGAAAGGAACCUUUCCAGUAACAGUAAUCCAAUUUCCUGAUAUUAAUGCAAAUAAUCAUGAGUGCCAAUAGAUACAUUCUAUACCUAAGUCUAAACCAAACUUUUAGUCAGUGUUUUAAUGUCCAUCAAAAUGUGACAAGCGUGUUAUUUUGUGUAUUUGUUGUAUUUUAGCCAUAUUUUGCACUUACCUAUCACUUACCGCUUAGUCAAAUUAGCCGCACGUAGUUACAUGUUUUGUUGGGUUUCUAUAUAAGUACUUCAGAUUCUCGGUAUGUGUAAGAUAUGGUACCUAUUAUUAAGUGAUAUUAGUACCUAUAUUAUUAUAUCUAUAUUUUAUGUUAAAUGUAGGUACGUAGGUCGCAGUUCAUGUUAUCUGUUAUCACUGGAUUUGUUCAUUUCUAAACGUGAAGAAAGUAGAUAGUGUUAGAUAUAACUACGCUAUCUUUUGUUUGCAAGUAAAUAGGCACCUAAGUAUUAUUUGGAGUGUGAGGAUAUUUGAGACUGGAUUCUUGACACAGCGACUACACCAAAAAAAGGAAUGUGUAUGCGACCAUCUAUAUCAGGGAGGGCUAUCACUGAAUUAAUAUAAGCUUUUAAUUACUGCUGUGCUUAAUGCUGUUGUAAAAUACAAAUUGCUGUGAAAGGAAUAUGCGUGGCCCCAAGAUUGACUGACCAGACUUUGUAACUAGUGUAAAAGUUUUAUAAUUAUUAUUACAAUCAUUAAAAUGUGAUUAGAUGUAGAUAGCGAGUGUAUCUAAAUUAUUACGUAAAUGAAACCGUCGAGACGCGAAUAUGCAUUAUGUUAUAUUUUAUGGCGUUUUGGUAAAUGGGAGAAUCAACUUUUUAGCGUCACUCGUUGCCAUGGUUACGAUUAGUUGUCCAGGGGACAAAAGUUCAUUGAAAUACUGAUAUUAUGGUACUUAAAUGUAUUAAACUUGCGUUUUUGUGGUCGUUAUAACCAAUGUCCAUAAUGGGCCCCCUACUAAGCAUGUUAAUAGAACAGCAUACAACGUCUCUUCAAACAAACUGUGCCACUGUUGUCCCUUGGACAACGGGACAGGAUAACAAAACAAAAAAAGUUGAUUCACCCAAAUGCAUUUGAAUAAAUAUUAUAUAUUUCAGUAAAUUGAUUAUUUGGCUGGGUCAUAUAGGGUGAUUCAUGAGACCUGAACAAACCUAACUCUACACACUCAGUGGAUCGUUUACCAUCGUAUUAAAGCAUUUUUUUUAAAGUAAAACAACCACACCUUUUGUUUUAAAUUAUAUGUUAAGUAAAGGUUGAAUUCUCUUCAGUCAUGGUCACCAUACAGUGCCUACCUAAUUAAUAAAGAGAAAGCCUCUUUCUCCAUUUUAAUUAUAGGGUAACCAUACACGCAUGCUUGUCGUAAAAAACACACAAAAAAAGUUUUCUCACUAAUUCUGAUACGAAACAAUAAUUUAUCAAUUUUAUCAUUGACUGAAUGUUACACGUCUCCUGAAUCACCUGUAUACAGAUUUCCUGUUCUUCAUAUAUUUGUCUUUUGUUCCCAAAAGUUAAGAAAGUUGGUGAUACAAAGAUCCGCAUUUUUUUACAUAUUAAAUCGAGAUCGGUUUUGAACGAUCGAAAUACGUCACAAGCAGACGUCAUGAUCCUUAAAUUUCGGGCACAAAAGAGGCAAAUUUGUUUUGAACUACGUGGGAUAUAAUUGUAUUAUUUUUCGGCAAAUAUUAUAUAAUACAUAAAAUUCGAUCCAUAUUCCAGAUUUAGGAAACUUACACCGCUAAUGUAGCAUUAAAGUUUCUGGCACUAUUAUUAUUAUUUUUUAUUUCAAUCCGUUCGUCAUAGAAAUAUGCUUGUAAUUCUUAAAAAAAUACGUUAUUAAUUUUUUUAUGUAAGUAUAUGUGGUGUUUGAUAAAGUUGUAAUUCUGAUUGAAAUAAUAAAAUAAAUGUACUCAAAAUUUACAAAAAUCUAGUUUUGUGAAAGCAAAAGAUACAAUGUAACAAUUAUUACGAAUUAAUACAACUUAACACCAGAAA
Cydia pomonella (codling moth) is the source of this 4864-nucleotide messenger RNA. RefSeq names its product microtubule-associated protein tau-like (gene tau). The record is from RefSeq and is a predicted model, not a curated record. Gene Ontology annotation, cellular component: neuron projection. Gene Ontology annotation, biological process: neuron projection development; microtubule cytoskeleton organization. The coding region runs from base 256 to 2574 and encodes 772 amino acids. NCBI's taxonomy places the organism in Eukaryota, Metazoa, Arthropoda, Insecta, Lepidoptera, Tortricidae. Gene Ontology annotation, molecular function: microtubule binding. The transcript has 10 exons.